Calidris pugnax (ruff) is the source of this 3150-nucleotide messenger RNA. RefSeq names its product ets variant 5 (gene ETV5). NCBI's taxonomy places the organism in Eukaryota, Metazoa, Chordata, Aves, Charadriiformes, Scolopacidae. The transcript has 12 exons. Gene Ontology annotation, biological process: regulation of transcription by RNA polymerase II; cell differentiation. Bases 106 to 1605 code for a protein of 499 amino acids. Gene Ontology annotation, molecular function: DNA-binding transcription factor activity, RNA polymerase II-specific; sequence-specific DNA binding. The record is from RefSeq and is a predicted model, not a curated record. Gene Ontology annotation, cellular component: nucleus.
ACCCCCAGCCGCGUACCUGCCGGAGCCCCGGCCCGGGAUCCCCCCCCUUCCCCGGCCGGCGUCGAUGCUGAGCGGGCCGGGGGCACUGCCCGCCUCCCCCGCGCCAUGGACGGCUUCUACGACCAGCAGGUUCCCUUCAUGGGCCCCGGGAAGUCCUGCGCAGAGGAGGCCCGGGGCCGGCCGGGCUCCGAGAGGAAAAGGAAGUUUUUGGAGACCGACCUGGCCCACGACUCGGAAGAGCUCUUCCAGGAUCUCAGCCAGCUCCAGGAGGCCUGGCUAGCUGAAGCUCAGGUCCCUGAUGACGAACAAUUUGUCCCAGAUUUCCAGUCUGACAACUUGGUCCUGCACGCCCCUCCUCCAGCAAAGAUCAAGCGGGAGCUGCACAGCCCUUCCUCGGAGCUGUCAUCCUGCAGCCAUGAGCAGGCUCUCUGCACCGGCUAUGGGGACAAGUGCCUCUACAACUGCUGUGCCUACGACAGGAAACCCUCCGCCGGGUUCAAGCCAUUAACGCCGCCCGCCACCCCCGUGUCUCCUGCGCACCAGGGGUCGGCCCUGCCGCCGCCGCCGGCCCCAGCCGUGCAGGCAGCUGCCCAUGGGGCGGCCCCGGCGCCGCAGCCGCUGCAGGAGCAGAGGCAGCAGACCUUUGCUGUGCCACGGCCACCUCACCCGCCCAUGCACAUGCCAAAGAUGAUGUCUGAAAACCAAUACCCCGCAGAGCACAGGUUUCAGAGGCAGCUGUCUGAGCCCUGCCACCCCUUCCCACCUCAGCCUGGGGUCCCGGGGGAGAGCCGCCCCGUCUACCACCGGCAGCUUUCCGAGCCCCUCGGCCCUGCUGCCCCCCACCCCCCUCAGGGAUUCAAGCAGGAAUACCACGACCCACUCUAUGAGCACGGCGGCCCCAGCCUGCCCGCCCCCGCCAGCCACAGCUUCCAGCCCCCCAUGGGCAUCAAGCAAGAGCCCCGGGACUACUGCAUCGACUCAGAAGUGCCUAACUGCCAGUCCUCGUACCUGCGGGGAGGCGUCUUCCCCAGCAGCCAUGACGGAUUUUCAUAUGAAAAGGACACACGAUUGUAUUUUGAUGACACGUGUGUGGUACCGGAGAGGCUGGAGGGUAAAGUGAAGCAGGAGCCCACCCUGUACCGCGAGGGCCCUCCCUACCAGCGGCGCGGGUCCCUGCAGCUCUGGCAGUUCCUAGUCACCCUCCUGGAUGACCCCGCCAACUCACACUUCAUCGCCUGGACCGGCCGGGGCAUGGAGUUCAAGCUGAUCGAGCCUGAGGAGGUGGCGCGGCGCUGGGGCAUCCAGAAGAACCGGCCGGCCAUGAAUUACGACAAGCUCAGCCGCUCCCUGCGCUACUACUACGAGAAGGGCAUCAUGCAGAAGGUGGCCGGCGAACGGUACGUCUAUAAGUUCGUCUGCGACCCCGAUGCCCUCUUUUCCAUGGCCUACCCCGACAACCAGCGUCCCUUCCUGAAGAUGGAGCCCGACUGCCCCGUGCCCGAGGAGGAGACGGUGCCGCUGACGCACUUCGAGGACAGCCCGGCCUACCUCCUGGAGAUGGAUCCCUGCGGCAGCCUUCCCUACGCGGAGGGCUUCGCUUACUGACUCGGCCAGCCCCGGAGCCACGAGCACUAGCGCAUCCACUUUGGGCAAAUACGGUUUUGUAAAGAAUAUUUUUUGCUGUUCUUAAAGGAGGAAAAAAAAAAAAAACAAACCACAACAAAAAACCACCAACACACAAACAACAAACUGCACGCGUGCACACACACGAAUUUGAGGAAUCUAAAACGCCCGGUGUGUGUCACUGCUGAAUUCCCACCCUUACUGUCCAAGGGCUAGUGCAUAGGACUGCCCGGGGCUGGCACCUCCCGCCAGCCACUGGGGUGAUGGGAGCUAAAAACGCAGUCUCUGACCCAGUCCCUGUUCCUUGCCAGCACCGCAGGGGCCCGUGGCUCCAGCAGCGCCCUGGUACUGGGCUUAGCCGGCGUGGCCACCUGGCCACUUGUCAUGACAAUCUGCUUUGCAUCCAGCGCGAUCCGCGUAGCUGCCUUGUGUGGUGGAAAGGGCUUUGAUUUGCACAGAGGAGGGAUGGGGGGGGCUGCCUGGGCCAGCACCCCAGGGCUGAUGUACGCAGCAUCCUACCCCAACCCUAAGGAGCCUUCUGCCUUCUUCCCGAACUGCCCCUCCCCGGUGAUAUAACCCGAUAUAACAGUUUCCCAGCCCCCCCCCGGGUCCUCUCCGUGCCCCUCUCACUACUCUUCCCCAGCUCCAGCUGCGUGCCAUGGGUUGCAUUUCAGGGGAGGAGACCCCUGACACUAUCUCUCUCUCUUUUUUUUAUUUUUUUUUGAUGUUUUAGGAAAAAAAAAAAGUUUCUAAACUGAUUUUUGUAGAUUUUUUGUAUUUUAAGGCAAAGCUAUUUUUUGCAGCCUGGCUGCUGUUCCCGGAGCCCCUGGGGAUGCCCCCCCAACCUUGGCUUUGCCGGUGUCACAUUUGCGGUGGGGAGCCCUUGGUGCCCACAGCUCCCGGGGACGGCUGCUGAAGUAUCUGGUCCACUCCAUUUCACUACUCGAUUUCUCUUUCCCUGGAGAGCCAGGACUGAACCCCGGUGCCGGCUCGGCUGCGCUCCCCCUGCUCAGCAUGGCCUCGGAGCUGGGCUGUAGGGCCGCCAUGGGCAGGGACGGUGGGUCCCCACCCCACUCCCCUCCAGCUCCCCCAUCCCCGCUGCGCCUCCUAACACUCCUCCACCUCUCAUAUAUCCAUACCUGCUUACCCCUACCCCCACUGGCUAUAUGUUUUUGUUGUAAAUGCUGUAUAGGAAAUUUUUUCUCUUCCUUAGUUAGCUUUGGUUGGAUUUUAAUUUUUUUUUUUUUUUGACUGAUUCAUUCUUUUUUUGGGAAGUAUGAAGAUUAACUCUGGGUAGACUUGGUUGCACUCCCUGUGGUGGCUGCAGUGGCCUGUAUCCACAGGGAGCGUUGGGUUGUGGGAACCCCACCGUGGGGACAGGGUUUUAACCAUGUGCUUGGUGUGGCAGGUCUAGGGGUUAAUCUGAGGACUGAUCUGAAAUAAUCUCUACUCGAGCAGGGCUAUGUAAUUCCUGCAAAGCUGCAUUACAUUCUGUACUGUGUACAAUAAAGGAUCUUGCUUUCUGUU